AUGGUGCCCGCUGGACAGACGGUCGAGCGCUUCUCUGUUUCUCCGCCUCUCCUCUCGUCGACGAGGAUGAGUUCAAACGCAUCUGAUGAUCUAAAAGAAGAAAAAGAUGUGGAAAUAUCGGCUGGAGAAGUGACGAACAGUGAAGCCGAGGAUGGAGAGGUUCUUGAAUCACGCAAACGAAAACAUUCUGAAAAUGUCGACGAUGAGGGAAAGAAGAAACACAAGAAAGAAAAGAAGCACAAAAAGGAGAAGAAACACAAGAAAGAGAAAAAGCACAAAAAGGACAAGGAACGCCACAAAAAAGAUAAGAAGACCGACAGCAGCCCUAAAGCCGAUGGUGACGCUGUUGAUGAAACGAGGAAGAUUGUGAUGAAGAUCAGUGAUGAAAAGUCGAAAGACGCAUUGUCUAAGAGCAAAUGGGAAGAAGAGGACGAAAACUCCCAGCCAACUUUUGUGGUGACCCUCAAAAAUGGAAAGCAGCGUACGACCAGCGAACGAUCCAACGAUGAGAAACCGUCUGAUGACGCACAAAAGGUUGCUUCAACUGACACAAAAAGCUCCAGAAAGCGCUCCUCUAGUGGAACCAGCGUGAAACCGGAAAAAACUGAUCCAAAGGAAACGAUCAAAAGCAAAGAUAUCGAGAAGGAGAAAUCAAAAGCAAGGGAGCGGUCGAGAAGUAGGAGUACAAGCAAAAACAGGAGAAAGGAAGAGAGUGUGAAGAGCAAGGACGAGAAACCACGAGCAAAAGAGCACUCGCGUACCAGGAGUCCUGUUAGAAGAGUCAGAGAUGAUAGUCGUGAUCGAGAUCGACGACGGGAAACGAGCAGAGAUCGCGAGCGUAAUCGAAAACUGGACGCGACUCGUUCAAGGAGGACUCCCGAACGUCGUCGUAGUAAAAGCAUUGAAAGAAGGCGCUCACCGAUAAGAAGACGUUCGCCUGAUAGAAGAAGGUCGCCAGAAAGACGUCGCUCGCCUGACAGAACUCGUGAUAGGCGCCGAUCACACUCUCGUGACCGUCGUAGAUCGACUUCGAGGGAUCGUAGGGAUAGAGAUAGACGGCGAAGCAGAUCUACCGAUCGACGAGGUAAGCAUCGCGAUGAUAGGGACAAGAAAAAGAAAAUCGAAGAUGACGAUGCGCCAAAUGUUGAAUGGAAUUUAUCUGACGAUUCUGAUGAGGAAGCGAAAAUUGAGGAACUUCGUAAGAAACGCCAGAAAAUGCUUGAGCAAAUUAAGGACAAGAAUACACCGAUUUAUGAAAAUAAAGAGCUGAACACGCCGACUCCAUCCAGUGCUAAAACGACCAGUGUAGUCAACACUCCGGUUAAAAAUAAUGUCCUUGCUCCAAAUAAAGAUCAAGACAGCGAUGACGAGGAAGAGGACGAAAGAGAGAAAUUAUUGAGAGAAGCGAGAAGCUUGAUUGGCGGCAAAAUGGGCGAGUCAGGAAGUGCAUCUCCAUCUACGAACGAUAGUCCUGAACAUGGUGGCACGAGUACUCCUGGAGACUUCUUUGCUAAUUUAAAGGAGAAAAUGGUACAUAUCAGGGGUCGUGAUGUUUCUUCUGUUGACCAUGAUCUCGAGGAAGCACGCCAAAUGGAAAUGGAUGAAGAAAAGGCUCGUCAAGAAGAUAAAGAUGCGAUAGCAGAAAGGAGGAGGAAACUUCUCAAAGAAGCCCAAGAAAAGACUAAGAAAGAGGAGGGUGGCUUUGACAUGUUUGCCGAUGAUCCCGAGAUUCCGCUUGACGAUAUUGGAGCCACGGUGAUCAAGGCACAUGGAGAUGCGAAGAAUAAUGCUUUGAAGGAUAAUUGGGAUGACACUGAAGGAUAUUACCGUGUUCGAAUUGGUGAGGUUAUGGAUGAACGUUAUCGUGUGUUUGGCUAUACUGGAGCUGGUGUAUUUGGAAACGUCGUUAGAUGUACGGAUAUUUCAAGAAGUAACGCAACAGUUGCGGUGAAAAUUAUCCGAAACAAUGAAAUAAUGCGAAAAACCGGUUUGCGUGAGCUGAAUGUGUUGAAAAGAUUGAACGACGCGGACAAACAGGAUAAAUAUCACAUCUUGCAACUUCAUCGCACAUUUGAACACCACAAUCAUCUGUGUCUCGUCUUCGAAAAUCUCAGUAUGAAUCUUCGCGAGUUACUGAAGAAAUACGGGAACAAAGUCGGAUUACAUAUGAAGGCUGUGAGGAGCUACGCAACUCAGCUAUUGAGUGCGCUUCGUUUGCUGAAGAAAUGUGAGAUAAUUCAUGCUGAUAUCAAGCCCGACAAUAUUCUGGUCAACGAGUCGAAGCUGCACCUCAAACUCUGUGAUUUUGGGUCAUCUGGAAAGUUGAACGAACAAGAAAUUGCUCCAUAUUUGGUUUCAAGAUUUUAUCGUGGGCCAGAAAUUAUGCUUGGUAUCCCUCAUGACUAUGGUGUUGAUUUGUGGUCGGUGGCUGUGACACUCUACGAAGUUUAUACUGGCCGCAUCAUGUUUGUUGGAGGAUCGAAUAAUCACAUGCUAAAGCUUUUCACCGAUCUUAAAGGAAAAUAUCCCAACAAAUUGGUGAAACGAUCCGCUUUUAAAGAUCAACACUUUGACGGCAAUUUUAAUUUCCUCUACCAUGAAGUGGACAAAGUAACGAAAAGGGAUAAGAUUUCCGUGUUGUCUAACAUUAAACCUAGCCGAAGUUUGGAACAGGAAUUGAUGGGAGAUCAAGAUUUGGAUAGUAUUCAAUUGCAACAGCUUCAACAGUUCAAGAAUUUCCUCGAGCAAAUGCUGAUCAUCGAUCCGGUGAAGAGAAUGACGUGCAAUGACGCGAUUAUUCAUCCAUUCAUCACAAACAAGCUUGGCCCU
Mesorhabditis belari is the source of this 2829-nucleotide messenger RNA. The record is from the annotation of a GenBank genome assembly. NCBI's taxonomy places the organism in Eukaryota, Metazoa, Nematoda, Chromadorea, Rhabditida, Rhabditidae.